AACUCGAAGGGAAGAACGGAUAACCGUCUUUAAAAUUCUGUUUUGUCUCGCAGGACUGUCAAAUUUAUUUCUAUAGGUUUUUAAGAGUGGGCUACCGUCAUUAUUAUAUAUUUUUUUAUCCAUGAAAUCCCCCCUGGUUGAUGAAGUUAACCCCCUUUGCAGAAUAGACGAAAUGGAGGAGGAAGGAGCAAUGGAUGGGAUGAGGAGAAAGAAGGGCAAUUACUACUUUAAUCCCUGAAUUGUCCUCCUGCUUAUGCAAUUUUUAAUUUUCUUUAAUUUCUAUUUGUUCAUUCAUUCAACGAAAUUUCUAAAGAUUCGUCCAGGAGAAAUAAACGAGGGUUUGGAUCAAUGCAGAAAGAAUUGGGAUUUCCCUUCAUCAGCAGUUGAUCCAGUAUAAGUGAUCUGAAAGGUGUACAUGGCAUCAGGGAGUUAUGAUAGAGCUGAUUUCUACCGAAGGAAUAGGGAUUACUCGAGACUCUUAGGAGGUUCCAAUUUAGAAGAAAAGGAGGAAAAGCAAGAGGUGGAGGAGGCUGAUUUUGAUUCAAGACCAUCUAGGAGGUCAGCAGCAGAUGAAGAUGCAAAAACAACCAGAGAACGGCAGGAAUAUAUUCAGAGGAGGCAGAAAUUGAAAGAGCUUGAACGCCUAAAGCUUAAAGAGAAAUACACGGGAAUUUAUGGAAGGAAAACUGAAUCUCUUAAGAAUGAAAGUGGGAAUCAGAAUAGUCGAAAUGGAGAAAACAAUAAGAGGAAAUGUCUUCCAAAUGAUAACUUUGGAUCUUUCUUUGGACCCACACAACCAGUUAUUGCUAGGAGAGUUAUGGAAGAAACACGUGCAAAGCUUGAGACAGCACAUUUUUCAGCAAAAGUCUCAAAGGAGGCUCCAGAACCUAAGAAGUCAUCUACAGCUGCAGCAAAGUCUUCCAGAACUGCAGCAAAGUCGUCUACAGCUGCAGCAAAUACAAAAGCUGUAUUUAAAAAGAAACCUGUAGCUAUCAAUGAGGCUAUGAAGAAAGCACAGCAACUCAAAGCAGCAAGGGACUAUUCAUUUCUCUUUUCAGAUGAUAUAGAAAAUCCAGCUCCAGAGAGACAACAGGCAUCGGAAUCUAGAAAUGCUGCUUCAUCGAGGCCAAAGAAUUGUCAACCAAAGCAAGUGGUUAUGAAGAAUUCAAUGGAAAUUAAGAAAGCUCCUUUAUCAAAGUCAAUCUUGGAAAUUAAGAAAGCUCCUUUAUCAAAGUCAAUCUCGCAUGCAACACAAUUUAAAAGCAUGGGAUCAUCUUCUAGACAGAUGCCUACCAAGGGGGAUCCACAGAAAAGCUUGGUUGAUUCGAAGAAGCAAAUAAGGAAGAUUGUAUCUGGAGGUCGGUUGGCUAAUGAAAAUGGUUCCAUACAUCACAGUGCGAGCAAUGCAAAAAUGGAUGCUAGAGGAUGCAGUGAUAAGAAAAGACCACCUUCAAAUCCUGGUCCAAAAGAUGUUAAGGUUGAGCGUCAACAGCCCUUAGUAAAGCAUAAGCAUCAGCAGUCUUCAGCACGGCACCCUACAAGUGUGCAGAAAAUACUUCCUUCAAAUGCUCCAACUCAGAGGUCUCAAGCUGAACAAAGAAAGCCUGUAGCAUCGCACAAAUCAAUGCCUCCAAAGCCAUUAACCAAAUUGGCACCAAAACCAGUACCCAAACUGACACCAAAACCAGCACCUAAACUAGCACCAAAACUAGCUCCUAAGCCAUCUCCAAAACAUGUUCCAAAAUCGGCACCAAAACCUCAGGCAAGGCCUCUAUCUCAUGAUUUGCAUCAUGAUCGUCCUAAAAAACGGUCUAGAGGUUAUAUUUCUGAUGAAGAUAUGGACGAGGGUACAAAUUAUAGGAGUCUUAUCAGACAGAUGUUUCGGUAUGAUCCAAAUAAGUACAGGGAUGAUGAUGAAGAUGAUAGUGACAUGGAGGUUGGAUUUAGCAGGAUACAGGAAGAAGAGAGAAGAAGUGCAAGAAUUGCUAGAGAGGAGGACGAGAGAGAACUGGCACUCAUUGAAGAAGAAGAAAGGGAAGAGAGGGCCAGAGCUAAGAAGCGCAAAUUAAAGCAGAGCCAGCGGUGACUGUUCAAUAAUUUAGGGGCGUUAUUUGGAAAAGAGCUGAUUCUUUGUUUUCAAUUGAAAUUGAAUGGACAAUUGACUUGAAUGUCAAUUUAAAUUUGCUCAAACAAUCUGUAAACUGGUGUUAAACAUAAAAAUUAAAUGUAUAACAUCCACAAAAAGUACAUGUAUCUUUUCUUUCUCACAGAAAAUGUAUGUAGAGAAUAAAUUAGAAAAGUUCGGAAUGCAUAUAUAUAUAUUGGACUUGAAAAUUAAAAAACAGGAGAAGGGUCUUUAGGAGCGGUGCUAUGUAGUAAGGGUGCAUUUUGUAACUACAUAAUUUGUACAUCUUCAAAAUAUUGAUAUUCUUUUAAGCACA
This is a messenger RNA of Cryptomeria japonica (Japanese cedar), 2441 nucleotides long. RefSeq names its product protein spt2. The transcript is spliced from 11 exons. Gene Ontology annotation, biological process: regulation of DNA-templated transcription; nucleosome assembly. Gene Ontology annotation, molecular function: histone binding; DNA binding. Gene Ontology annotation, cellular component: nucleolus. Bases 416 to 2086 code for a protein of 556 amino acids. NCBI's taxonomy places the organism in Eukaryota, Viridiplantae, Streptophyta, Pinopsida, Cupressales, Cupressaceae. The record is from RefSeq and is a predicted model, not a curated record.